UUGAACAAACACUCGCCAUGGCGGUGCGACGAGUGCUCCGCGUUGCUGGAGUCGGAGCAAGCGCUGCGAUCGCCGUCGGAACCGCUGCUCUGUACAUCGAUGCGCCUGUUGCAGACAAAGACGACGACACCUUUCUGCAGCACCGUGCAAACCAUACCCGAGAUCGCUUUCCUGCGUAUGUUUCUGCUGCGGCAAGGUCCGUUCUGUUUUACCCUGCCACGCUUGUGUCCAAAGUGUACCUGGGCAUGAUGAACGACUUUACGUGUCGCAACGAAGAGACGUUGGAGAAGUGGGUCCUCUCCCGACCUGACCACCGCGCACUUAUCACUGUGACGAACCAUUCGGCAACGGUGGACGAUCCAGCGGUGCUUGCAGCGAUGCUUCCAUGGUCCUGUGCUCGCCCUAGUUUGUCUCGAUGGUCUAUCUGCAGCCAAGAGUACUGCUACGCGAAGGGGCCUCUCCUGUCCACUAUUUUCUUUGGAACGAAGACUCUGCCCAUCAAGCGCGGCGCUGGCAUCGACCACCCCUUCCUCGAAGAUCUGUUCAAGCGGGUGCAAGACGGUGACUGGGUCCACAUCUUCCCCGAAGGUAAAAUCGUACAAGGCGGUGCGUUGGGAGGUCGUGACGGGCCCGAAGCCACCACAAUCGGGCGUCUGAAGUGGGGAGUCGGCAAGCUGAUUGCCCGCGCCGAGAUCACGCCAGUGGUGCUGCCCAUCUACCACGUUGGCAUGGACAAGGUGAUGCCGCAAACUGCCGAGCACAAGCUCAAGAGUGUCAUCCCUCGAGUCGGGCAACGCGUGCAUGUGGUCGUGGGGAGCCCCAUCUACUUUGACGACCUCUUCAAAAAGUACGAGGCCGACAGACGCCAAGGUAUCGCGGGCGACGGGUUCACGUGGGAAAGCGGAGCGGCCGAGAAGAAAUUGUACUCAGCAAUUACGCGACGCAUCGAGUUGGCGCUCCUGGCGCUCGAGAAGAAGUGCUACAUUGACAUGGCCGCGAUCGACAGUGCCCGAGCAAACACUACCACGCUGAUGACAUAAAAAGUUGGGUUUGUUACAGUUCUUGGUUGCACAGCGGACAAGACGGCGUGCGCGUUGAGUUGGCCAGAGUUAGGGCCCACUUGUCCAUGCAUUCGAGGUGGAAAUCGUGCUUGCAUGUCGACAGGAUCCGCAGUACGUCACCUGCAACAUAGUCUUCGCAGCAUAUGCAGCACGAUGCGGCAGGCCCGCCGCGGAAAUCUUGGAGGAGUCGAACGAAUUCCUCUUUUUCAAUGACUUUACCGUGGGGAAUACCGCGCACCGCAAGACGCUCCUUGAGAUCGUGCACACUGCAUUCGGAUGGCGCCUUAAACUCUUCAGUUGGGAGUCGGGAAAUUGUCUUGAGCAUGCGGCUGUACUGCUCGUUAUUCUCCUGGUGCAUGGGCUCGUCCUGGACAGCUGUGCCACGGGCAGGCGAAAGAAAGCUGGACAUAAGAUACGUCACGAACCCACUGACACCGCGCUCUUGCAAGACUGCUCGCUUUGUGUAGACUGUGUACGCGAGGUAUCCCAGGCCCACCGUUAGCAUGAGCAGAUCCUGCCGAAUAGAGAUAGAUGUUCCUUGUAGGAGCAUGGGCGCGACCUGUACCGCGAUCAUUGCAAACACGACGGCCGGCGGCAUGUUGCCGUUGAUCAUGAUGAAGACCAUGAUGACGAGAGUU
Messenger RNA from Aphanomyces invadans, 1699 nucleotides. RefSeq lists its product as hypothetical. The transcript is spliced from 4 exons. Bases 18 to 1040 code for a protein of 340 amino acids. Gene Ontology annotation, biological process: phospholipid metabolic process. The record is from RefSeq and is a predicted model, not a curated record. NCBI's taxonomy places the organism in Eukaryota, Oomycota, Saprolegniomycetes, Saprolegniales, Verrucalvaceae.